Molecule: messenger RNA, 1470 nt
Organism: Austrofundulus limnaeus
Lineage: Eukaryota; Metazoa; Chordata; Actinopteri; Cyprinodontiformes; Rivulidae
Product: immunoglobulin superfamily member 6
Exons: 5
Coding region: 6-770 (254 amino acids)
Source: RefSeq, a predicted model, not a curated record
CAGACAUGAGGGGAUUGUUCUGGCUGUCUCUCCUGCUCACCCACGUGUGUGGGACAGAAAGCACAGAGAAGGAACUCAGCUGCCUAUCACAGCCACACAAGGUGAUCUUCCGCAAAACGGGACAAUCAGCAGUUCUGCCCUGUAUCGUCUCGAACUGUUCCAGUGUAAGUCUGCACUACCAGUGGUUUGUUUUUAGAGAAAAACACCAUCUUGAUCUCCAGCUGACAAGCAGGCACAGCCUGGAUGGAGCAUCUCUACAGAUCAGCGCGCUGAACGCCAACGACAGCGGGAUCUAUCACUGUGCCAUAACAUCAACAAUCACACAAGUAAGAGAAUGCUGCAGACAUCACGUAGGACGGGGAACAACUCUUGUAGUGAAAGAACAUCUGAAGCCCCAGCUGAGACAGACUCUUCUGUGGUCAACCUUCACCCUCUUGGCCAUCUUUAACCUGGCGUUAGUGGCAUUCAUUGUUAUAAAAAAGCAUGGCUGCAAAAUCUCCACUUGCAAGAAGCCCUCCAGAAAGGAUAAAGAAAACAGCGUGAGAAAAACAGCACAGUUUCGUUACGUGCUGCAAGAACUGCACAGCAGAGGGACCUUCACCAUGAGCAAACAAAGACGACGAGAUGAUUCUCGAGUUGAGGUAAACGUUGCGGCACACCGGGGUUGGAUUUACUCAACGCAGAGAUUGCAAAGAACUUGUGCAGUUGCACGUUUCCUCAUUUGUUUUAACGUCCUCCCAGGAAGCGAGCGGCGAGAACAUCUCCACUGAUGACAUCUACCAAAACGUGUGACAUGUUGCAGAGUUCCACCUUUCUGACUGAGAGGACAAGAACAAACGUCCAACUGAGGACAGAGGACAUCGGUGAUUUCACUCAUGUCACGAGACAUAUUUCUCUUCCAACCCUCAGCMUCAGCGGUGUUCCACAGCCUACCCCUCUGUCAGGUUUCCAGCCCACCUUUCCUUUCUGCCAACUUGUCCGUUCACGUUCAUUCUUGAGAUUUUGUUUUUCAGGAUUUUCUGCAACAGAGAAUUUGGAGAAUUAUUUGUGUGAAAGAAGGGUGUGCUUCUUUUAGUGACCUAAAUCCUGUUGUGUUCAUUCUCCUGGUUCAGAGGUGUGUUCCUUGACUUUGUAUAAGAAAACUGGACAAGUUAAUGAACAAAUGUGUGUUGCUUGUCAGAGAAAAUGCUCUGAUGAAUGCCUGAGUUUAUUUAGAUGUAACUUUGGAYGAGAUGGACUUUUUUAUUUUAUUUUUUUACUUUGGCUGACCAAUGAACCUUCCAGGCAGAAACAGAAUCUCUAAACUUAAGGGCUGAACCAGAGUUGUGUCAUCUCAUAUGGAGACAGACAACUCAACAAAGAACCUAUUUUAAACUGGCUCUUUAGGCACCUUAUUAAAAGGGAUCCCCGAUCAGUUGUAACAUCAGACUUUAUUUGAUAAACAUAUAUUUUAACUGUAAAAUAAAGACU